AUGGAUCUGGGGCGUGAAGAAGACAAUGAUUUUCUACCGCUCUAUCAGCUUUCUUCUUCCAGUGGUCUGGAUGCUGGCUGGAGGGAGGAGACGGUGGAGCCGGGGAUGUACACCUUUGUGUCCGGACAUCACCGGGCCAGGGCCAUGUAUGGCAUCGCAUUGUGGUGUCGGAAACUUAUUGUGUGUGCAAGCCUGACUUGCCGGGUUCGUUGCGUGCUUCCACGCCCAGGCUUCCACAACCAGGAGCAAGCUGCCACGGACGAGUGGAAGUGGGCUUUGGCGAUGAUGGCCAAGGUUCCGUGCACCAUCGAGGAAAUGACCCUCACGCAGGCCAGCUUGGCGCGCUGCGCGAAGAAUUUGAUCACGACAACAGCUUUCACAUACGUCCAGCUGCUGUUUCAGCAGCUUCUGCGAAAAGAGAUUGCUGGCUUGGCCGAUGAUGAGAAGAUUUUCGGAUGGAAGCAACUGCGCUCCAUCUUCAAGCGAGCGGAGAUCUUCCCAAAAAGCUGGUGGAAGCCGCCCCUGCUGCUGCCGUCGGAAAGGGAGCGGUCCGGCGCGACGAGCAUGCAGCCCGCGUGCCAGCUAGCCUUUGUGAGGCGAAUAGUGGCCGAGGCCUGGCAGCGCAUGUUGCGCCAGAUUGCCCUUCCAGACGUCCACAAGGCGAUCGAGAGCUGGCUCGAGAAUCAUGAGAAGGCCACAUCGGCCGAGUUGACGAAGGCCGCCGCUGGCAUUAGCAUUGCCAAGGUGGAUUCUGCAAAGCGCGCGCAAGUCAAGGCUUUUGCCUUGGGCGCAGCUUUUCCUGCUUUGUUCACGGGCCUCCAGGCUGUUUACGAGCAGCCUGCAGCCGGGCUCCACUUGUCUGAGCGGGAGCAAAAUGCGGUGCUAGAUGCAUUUUCAGCUGGUCUCCUGGAUGGCGUAUUGAAGGCCAAUCAGCCUGUCCGCACGUGGCCACUGGUCACACGCCUGAAGGCUCAGGAAGCAGAGACAGCCAAGAAGGCCAAGGAAGCAGAGCUGGCACAGCAAAUAAGAGAGCAGCGCAAGCAGCUGGAUGAUGCCUUGCAAAAAAAAGAGGACCUUCGUCUGAUGCUAGCUGACAGUGGUAGACUGCUUGUUCAGGGUUUCUUGUUCGUUGCAUACAAAACAAUCGAGGACAUCAUGGGCGUGCAGAUGCAACUCUUGCGAAAACAAGUGGAAAAUGUUUGGCUUCACGCCCGGGACAAAGGUGCCGAGAUGGUUUCCGAGGCGUGCGAGCUCAUCGCCGGAAGCCACAAGAGGAAGCAGGAGCAGAAGCAGCAGGAGGCGGCUCGCCGUUUCCAGAUCACGGACUUGCGACCAGGGCAAGACAAGGUGCCACUGACGUGGCUGGAUUUGGCCAAUGGGAAGAAGGUUGUGACCUGCAUUGAUUUCAAUCUUCCAUCCCUCAGAGGAGCAGAAGAGGACUGGGAGGACCAAUGUGUGCUAGCGGCUGCAGUGGAAGCGGUUUUGGACCCGGUCUGGACCAGCGAGUUGCUGGUGAUUCUUCUCCCGGUGGCGGUGCCUGGGCAGUAUCACCUGGAGAUACUGACGUCCACUGAGCUGAUGUGUUUGCAACGACUGCAGGGGACGAUGGAAGUGAGACGCCGCGUGGUGAACUUGCCCGACCAGCCGCCAUUUGGAGCAGGUACCGUCUUGCAAAUAUUGGUCGCUUGCAGAAAGACUGGCCCUGAGUGGGCCCAGGCAAUGGCCAAAUGGGCGGCGUCCUGCCGCUCCACGCAGGCGCCGUGUGACUUUCGGCCCACGUUGAGGUCAGUCCACCGCCACGCGGUGUCGGCGCCGGACAGCUUCGGUGUGGUGUUCUUCAAAUGGUUGCUGCAAGAUUUCCUCGGCCUGGGCAAGUCCGACAAGGAUAUCUUGAUCGCGGAAGUGGAGGCAUCUCAAGGGCAGCUUUUCGAAGCUUUGCUUGAGCUGGUUCCUUCGGCUGCCUAUGUUGGUGGUGUGAUAGCCAGCCACUCGCGUGGCGCGGCGCUGAAAAGCAAAGCAGAAGCACUCAUGGACGAGGCCGAGCCCCUGCUGCCGAGACCUGCAGGCCGCCCCUUGAAGCAGACGUUGUCGAAGACGACGGAGACCCUUGAGUCCCUCAACGCAACCGCCGCCCAGUGGGACGUGUUUACCAUGAACAGCGCUCCGAGCGAGUUGGCGACCUUGUGCCAGCAGUGGACCAGUGCUUGGCGUGUCCUCACUACCAACUUUGAAAAACACCAGAAAUCCCCACUUCACACGGAUGGCCCCGGGGCCUUCCUCACUGAUGGCCCGAAAGACCACGCGCAAAGCAGAUCCCCGAGAAAAUGCUUUUCUCGGGAGUGGACGCCUGAGCAGCGCAUUGUUGACACAAUGCGCUCUGCGUUGAAGGAGAACCACUUGGCCGUGUAUCCAGCUAAAGACUUCGCAGCAGGGGACACCGUCAUUUCUCUUGCCGGGAAGUGGUUGUCUGAGAGCGAGUUGGCCAAGGGCAGCGAGUACAGCAAGGCCAUCAUGUUGCAGUUUAUGGAAGGAGCCAGCACAGCCCUGAAGUUGUUCCUGCCACUUCGGGAAGGUGCCGACUUGUUCGCCAGCUUGCACUUCCUGGACCCGGCGUACAAGGCUUCACUGGACGAUGGUGACGAGGGCUUGGACAGGCCCGCGCAGAUCCACGUCCUGGAGAGCUCCUUCUUGUUUUCCACUACUGCAGAUCCUGUUCUGGAGCUGAAAGCCUCGAAGGCUUUGGGCGCCUUCCAGUGUGAGCUGGGCGUUUGCUUCCAGCGGUACAACGCGGUGCCGCCGUUGCAGCCGCAGUUGCAGAGUGCCAAGCGCAAGGCGGCGCCGCCGGUGCCUGACCAACAGCAACAGGAGCCUGCAGACGACAUUGAUAAGGAUGCGAAGUGCCAGGCACUGGUGCCAGAGGAGGAUCAGCAGAAGCAGCCGGGAAUGAAGCGUCCAGCUUUGGCAGUGGAGAGUGAGCAGCAGGAAGCCCCCACAAAGCAGGCGAAAGCGAAGAAAAAGCCUGCCGCUUCCAAGCGUGCCCGCAAGGCGCCCGCCGCCGAAGAUGAAAUCUCAGCGGCGCGCAGCCAUCCACUUUUCCGUCAGUUCAUCGCCGAGGCUUUCGAUGGCAAGGAGGAAAUGUUUGGACUGGACGAAGAACAGGACAUGUACAUGUGGGUCGCCUUCGUGGAGCUUUACGAAGCUGCCGACUGA
This is a messenger RNA of Symbiodinium natans, 3210 nucleotides long. The record is from the annotation of a GenBank genome assembly. NCBI's taxonomy places the organism in Eukaryota, Dinophyceae, Suessiales, Symbiodiniaceae.